Messenger RNA from Salvelinus sp. IW2-2015, 1879 nucleotides. RefSeq names its product arginine vasopressin receptor 2, like (gene avpr2l). NCBI's taxonomy places the organism in Eukaryota, Metazoa, Chordata, Actinopteri, Salmoniformes, Salmonidae. The record is from RefSeq and is a predicted model, not a curated record. Gene Ontology annotation, molecular function: vasopressin receptor activity; peptide binding. Gene Ontology annotation, cellular component: plasma membrane. Gene Ontology annotation, biological process: cellular response to hormone stimulus; positive regulation of vasoconstriction; G protein-coupled receptor signaling pathway.
CAUUCUGAUUUCAUUGGUGCAUCCAGAGCCAUAUUUAAACAGGCCUACAGCUCUGGUGCACCUGUCGUUGCAGGCCAUCUUUUCUCGGACGGUGAUGGUCCGUACAAAAUGUCAUAGUCAGACGAUGCUUGCAAGGCUACCCAACCACAUAGCGCUGGGUGGCAAAACUGACGUUUCUUGAAGGUGCAGCAAUUAAAUUCAGGGUGAGGCGUCAUGGCGAGUCGUCAGGCAAACACCACGCUACUACCAGCUAAAGCACUUGUUGCUGCUGCGCAGAGCCACUGCGCAUCAUAGGCGACAGAGUGGCCGAAUUGCCAAUAGGAAAGUAUUGGACCUAAUUUUCUGAACAUAAUUAACAAUGAAAAAACAAAUAGUAACCCAAAAAAUAUUGUACGGUACAAUGAGUUUACAACUCAAUUAUAGUGGCAAUGGCAGUUCGGAGCGGGAGGACGCGGGAGGAACUGAUGAAACAGGUGAACACGACUUUGCGCUUCUAAAAACUGGAGUUUUGGGAUUGAUUUUUGUCUUAGCCACAUGUGGGAAUUUGUGCCUUCUGCAUGCACUUUGGAGGAAGCGCAAGAUGAAUACAAGGACCCAUCUGUUCCUUCUGCACCUGUGCUUCGCGGACCUAGUGGUCGCUUUCUUCCAAGUCCUACCGCAGCUCUGCAUGGAGAUUACACACCGGUUCCGAGGCUCAGAUUUCGUCUGUARRUCGGUGAAAUAUCUUCAGGUGGUUGGGAUGUUCGCCUCCACAUACAUGAUAGUGGCCAUGACCAUAGAUCGGUACCAUGCGGUCUGCAAACCCAUGGUGUCGUUCUUGAAGAGUUCCUUUAAGAGGUACGUCGCCAUAGGCGCAGCGUGGCUGAUCUCUCUGGCUUUCAGCACUCCGCAACUCUUCAUCUUCUCUCUCCAAGAACUACAGGACAACCUGUAUGAUUGUUGGGCGACAUUUAUCGAACCUUGGGGUUCUAAGAUAUACAUCAGCUGGAUCACUUUAUCRGUGUUUGUUCUCCCGGUUAUCAUCUUGCUGUACUGCCAGRUUAAAAUAUGCACGGGGAUAUACUUCAACAUGAAGAGAAAGGCGCUCCAGGCUUCCACGAGCGACAGGCGCACGGGCACCAAAGGGGUCUCGAGCGCGAUGUUGAAGACGGUCAAAAUGACAUUCGUCAUCAUUAUGGUCUACUCGAUAUGCUKGAGCCCCUUCUUUGUGGUCCAGUUGUGGUCUGCAUGGAGUCCCAGUACAGCGCCCACAAAUGGUCCACUGUUUGUCAUCAUCAUGCUGCUUGCCAGUCUAAACAGCUGUACCAACCCCUGGAUCUAUCUUUACUACAGCUAGGAGACACUAUGUUGGACUAGCUCUGGUCCAGGCGCUACUUUCAGCUUCACAGAAGGCUCAGCAUCAGCAAGCCACACAUAACACCAUGGACCAGAGCUAUUGAUGGACCAUAUGGGCAGUAUGGAAACUCCCCCUACUCCACUGCUUCACCUUCUACUGUAUAUCGCAUUUCUUUGAUGUCAUUGAAGACCCAUGGUUUAGACACAUGUAAAUAUAUGUAAAUAUCCUCGUUGAUUCAACAUCAAUAUUGGUAUGUCAASCCGGCCAUUUUAGCUCUCAGCGGUAAGCAAAUGUAAUGUAUAUUCUUUCAAGCUAAUAUUCUAUAAGAGGUGCAGGAACUGGAGCAGUAGAACAUUUGAGGUGGCGGUACUCAGUUCCGGUGAGUUCCGGUGAGCUCCUGUCCAGAUCAAUCACUGAUUAUCUGGGAUGACUAGCCACCAGAAAAACUAUUGUGAGGAAGGAUAUGGGCAUCAGUGAACAACGAAUGGUCGCUCUGUGAGUAUAAUGUGUAUUUAUUAUGACUAUCUGGUCCAUAUAUUUAUU